This is a messenger RNA of Cyprinodon variegatus (sheepshead minnow), 4482 nucleotides long. Its product is annotated as CD109 antigen-like. The transcript has 31 exons. NCBI's taxonomy places the organism in Eukaryota, Metazoa, Chordata, Actinopteri, Cyprinodontiformes, Cyprinodontidae. Gene Ontology annotation, molecular function: endopeptidase inhibitor activity. Bases 148 to 4233 code for a protein of 1361 amino acids. Gene Ontology annotation, cellular component: extracellular region. The record is from RefSeq and is a predicted model, not a curated record.
UUGUGCAACAACAUGAGUGUGACUUGUGGUGAGCGUUGGGGCAGGUGUUGAAGCGGUGUCCCUCGGAAGGUCAGACGGGUUUUCUUAAACACAGUUAGCGAAAGAGAAACUGAAGUUGAAAUUGUAAAUGAGAUCGACAUCGGCAACAUGAAAAGAAUCUGGACCCUCCUUCUAUCUUUUGCUGUUUCUGGCUUCACCCAAGAUACACACAAUUUUGGUUCACCACUGUUUUUGAUCUCUGGUCCAGAGGUCCUCCAUGCUGGUGUACCAACUUCCUUUGCUGUCACGGUUUUUACCGACUUCCCUGGUAAUUUCACAGCUGAGUUGGCACAUGGAAACACUACCGUAACCAAAACAGAGGACUUCCAAGGAGGUGCCACCUUUGUCCUCAUACUUCCACCUUUUCCUGGCUCCUUACCACAAAAUUCGCUAUUAAACUUAACAGUGUGGGGUUACAGGGAGAAUCGCCUCAUUUUUACAAACACUACUACCCUCCUCUUCAACCUGCGGACGGUAACCUCCUUCAUACAAACUGACAGAUCAAGCUAUGAGCUGGGGGACACUGUCAAAGUCAGGGUGGUCUCUUUCCAUCUGGAUAAUAAACCAUACACAGGCAAAGUGGGAAUUUCACUACUGGAUCCCAGGGGGAAACCUGUUGAUGACUGGAGCUCCUCGGGGAAUUUCGGGAUUGUCUUCAAAGAAUUUACUUUACCCCAGUCCUCUCAUCUCGGCCAGUGGGUGAUCACAACAACAGUGAAUGGAAUAACGGAUGAGAAGUCCUUCGUUGUUGAGCAUCACGAUGCGCAGCCUCGUCCAUUUGAUGUGAUGGUAAAAACAUCCUCUCGAGUCCUUCUUGGUGAUAACAUCUCUGGAUCAGUGAGAGCACUCUAUCCUGAUGGACAACCUGUUCGUGGCACAUUAGUUGUAACCCUAAAGCCUUUUAUAAGCAACAUAACUUCUCCAUCUCAGCAGACCCAAACCAAGCAGAUCUAUGGGUCAGCACAGUUUUUCUUCAGCAGAGAUCACCUUCAGUCUCUGUACUCCUCCUCAGCAACUAGCAAUAGAAGUCAUGUUUUAUACAUUGCUGCCCAGAUCAAUGAUAACUCCACAGGACAUACCGUGAACAAAACCAUGGAAGUCCAUAUAUUGCAAAACAAAUUCCAGCUCAUGUUUCUCAACUUCCCAUCAACUUUAAAGCCAUCCCUAAACUUCUCAGCAAAUCUUCGGAUUGUCAGAUAUGACAGAAAGUCUCUCAGCUCAUUGGAUUUGAAGAACUCUGCUGUGGUUCAGGUCACACAGAAAACCUCUUCAAUAAACUCAACAACUAUGAGUCUAACUCUGCCUGUGCCGGAGAAUGGCAAUGUACUCAUCCAGUUUAAAUUACAAGAUCGAGUAGAGAUGCUCUACUUACAGGCUCAAUUCCAGUCCAUUGUGGAGACCCUGACGGUGUACACCAACUACUCCUCUCCUACUGGCUCAUAUGUUCAAAUCAGCUCUGUCAACAGAUUUCCCACACAGGUUGGAUUGCCACUUCGGCUUAAUGUGGAGAGUACCAUCAAACCGGAGAAACUCCAUUUUGUGGUGUUCUCUAAAGGUCAGAUGGUAGCUGCUGGGACUAAAAGCUUUUCUUCGUCCAUUGCUCUCACGCCAGAGCUUUCCUGGUACCCUGAGGCCUGUGUCAUGGUCUACUAUAACACCUCAGAUGGGGAAAUUACCAGUGACACAACCUACAUUUCUAUCCAACAGUACAACCAUGUAACCCUAAACUGGAGCAGUAAGUGGGCUAAACCAGGUGAGCAGGUAUCGCUGACUGUGGCUGCCAGUGAAUCCAGGUUUCAAGUAGGAAUAACAGUCACAGCGAUGGAAAAUGAUGCCCUGCAGUCUGAUCUGGAUCAAAGAGCUGAAAAGUUCUUGCAGAGAUGUAAUCCGAAGACGGUGACCAAUGCAAGAUUGUUUAUGAAAAGCCAAACAGAUGCUGCUAAAACUGGUGCACAUAAAAACAACGGGUUAAUUUUACAAUACUGGAGGCACUGGGCGGAGUUUGCUGAAUCUCUGCUAUGGUUGGACAGAAAUGUCAGUGAUAAAAGCUGGACCACUGGGAAAAUAACAGUACCUGAUGGUAUCAGCUCUUUAGGAGCUGUAGCACUGCUAAUGUCAGAAAACUUUGGUUUGGGUUUCACUCCUGUCCCAGAAAAGCUGACCAUAUCCAAAGAUUUCUCUCUGUCCCUUGUUGCACCCUCACAAAUCAUCAUAGGGGAGGACUUUGUGCUGGAAGUAAAUGUCAUCAACCAUUUAGAGCAAGACAUUGAGGUGAUUGUGUUGGUAGCACAGAGUGAGGCUUUUCAGUUUCCUCUAAUGGAGCGCAGGGGAGCAUCCGUCAUAAAUGCCCAACCACUUACCCUGAGGAGUCAUAAGUCUGCCUCAGUCUUAUUCCCUAUCAGGGCCGUGGUUGUUGGCGAGAUAGAAGUAUCUGUGGACGCUGUGUCUGCAGAGUCUUCAGAUAGUCUUGUUAGAACAAUAUUGGUGAAGAAUAGAGGAGUUGAACAGACCUUCUCUCACACUCUGUUCCUGGAAGUGGCACCAAGGCAUCUGAACUCUUCUACGUCCGUUUCCUUCUCUUUUCCACCUAAUCUAGUACCAGGAAGCCAGAGGGCUCAUAUAGCACUAGUUGAAUGUUUAGCUUCAAUAAAUGUUUGCAUUUAUGCAGUUAUGGAUAGUUUUGUUCAAGGUUUCUUUGCCAUAGGUUAUGAGAAACAACUCUCUUACCAAAGAGAUGACGGUUCAUUCAGUGCUUUUGGAAAAAGUGACAUGUCAGGUAGCAUCUGGCUGACAGCCUUUGUGCUGCGAUGCUUCCUCCAGGCUCAGUCCUACAUGUUGAUAGAUCAUACAGUCUUAACUAAGGCCACAGCCUGGCUCUUGAAACAUCAAGGUUCCCAAGGAGAGUUUACUGAGGUUGGCAAGAUUAUCCACACCAACAUGCAGGAGGGGCAAGAUGAUAGCCCAGAGGCUCUCACUGCUUUUGUACUUGUGGCAUUUCUGGAGGACAAGGACCAUUCUGAAAUGUAUGCAGAUGAAAUUUCUGUGGGUCUAAGAUACCUGGAGAGUAAAGUGUCCAGUGGUGUGGUCAGCAACUACAGUCUGUGUUUGGUGGCUUAUGCUCUAGCUCUGGCCAACAGUCCUGUUCUGGAAGAAGUGCUCUCAGAGCUCAACCGGAGAGCUGAUAAGAAAGAUGGUAUGAUGAUGUGGACAAUCUCUGAAGCCUUGCGAUCGAACAACCAGCAGCAAAGUUCAGCACAGAUUGAGAUGGCCUCGUAUGUGCUGCUCGCUCGGUUUAUGCGCGGCAACUUCCUUGAAGGUAUUCCACUCAUGAAGUGGUUGAGUACUCAGAGGAACCAUCUAGGUGGAUUUGGAACGACUCAGGACACAGUAAUUGCCCUCCAGGCCCUUUCUUAUUACGCUGCAUUCAGUGGCGCAAAUGCCAUCAACCUAAGGUUUAACGUAUCGUCGCCGUCAUCUUCAACUGCAAUGUUAUUUAACAUUAACUCAACUAACUAUCGGGUUUAUCAAAGCCAAGAGAUUAACCCUGACAAUGAACUACCUUUGAAUAUUUUCAUGGAAGGAAGAGGGUUUGCCAUAUUUCAGCUGAACAUCUUUUACAACGUGAACAGCACACACAACACCAAGCCAAUACCAGAUGAUGAUGCCUUCAUAUUAGAUGUUAAUCUCUAUAAAAGGGAGCCCGGUGGUGUAAUGUUGUCUGUAUGCACAAGGUUGAAGGAAAAUCAGCCAAUAGAUCGUACAGGUAUGGCUAUAUUGGAUGUGGGGAUACUAAGUGGUUUCAGUCUUGCUCCUGAAGAUGCGAUCUCUGAUACUUCCAUUAUGAAAAUGGACAGAACACCUGAAGGUGUCAUACUGUACCUGGAUUCUGUGACCAAGGAAGAGAUUUGCUAUAAAUUUCCUUUUCUAAGAAGCUCUAAAGUGGCCCGUGUAAAAGAUGGUGUGCUGCAGGUUUAUGACUACUAUGAACCAACAAGAAAAACUGUAAGAACAUACAAUGCAGAUAGUCUUCGUGACCUGGACAUCUGCUCUUUCUGUGGCAGAAACUGUGAGAAAUGCACUCCUGGAAUCACCAUCGCUGUGACUUCCCCUCUGUUAUCUCACUCAAAAAGCUCUGCUUCUUGCAGCUUGACUUUCCAGUUUGUUGGAAUAGUUGUUCUGCUUCUCUCCAUCUGAAAAGAUAAAUGUUAACAUUCAUCCAAUGCAUGUUUGUGUUAGACAAACACUGGAAAGUUGAUUCUCACAUUGAAAGAACUGUUUGCAAGCUGCUGUUUUUUGCUGCAUGCUCUUGCACCCUCUACUGUUUUCAAUCGGCUUUGCAUUUAUUUAUGAAAAGGAACAAAUCCAUGACAAAUAAUGAAUCAAGGCAGCUCAUCUUUUUAGUUAUUACAUUAAUAAACAGAAAAAAAUCUUUAUUGCAUGGUU